Exophiala spinifera is the source of this 1824-nucleotide messenger RNA. RefSeq names its product phosphoribosylaminoimidazole carboxylase, ATPase subunit. The transcript has a single exon. The record is from RefSeq and is a predicted model, not a curated record. Gene Ontology annotation, molecular function: phosphoribosylaminoimidazole carboxylase activity; metal ion binding; ATP binding. Lineage: Eukaryota; Fungi; Ascomycota; Eurotiomycetes; Chaetothyriales; Herpotrichiellaceae. Gene Ontology annotation, biological process: 'de novo' IMP biosynthetic process. Bases 1 to 1824 code for a protein of 607 amino acids.
AUGGAGGAACACGUCGUCGGCGUUCUUGGCGGUGGCCAGCUCGGACGCAUGCUUGUUGAAGCAGCCAGCAGACUCAAUAUCAAAGUGGCUGUGCUGGAUAGCGAAAAUGCACCUGCAAAACAGAUCAACCAAAUUGCCUCUGACCUGCACGUUACUGGGUCGUUCGCCAAGGCAUCGGAUGUGAGAGAGCUGGCCUCACGAUGCGAUGUGCUCACAUAUGAAAUCGAGCAUGUCGACACAAAAAUCUUGGAAGAACUGGAGGGCGAGAAGGCCUUUGUCGAUGGAACGCAAUGGGGCCGAAUUCAACCAAGCUGGAAGACAAUCCGAACCAUACAAGACAAGUUUCUCCAGAAACAGCACUAUGCCAAGUACGGCUUGUCGACGGCAAAGUCGAUUGCCGUGGGCACAAGUCACCCGCAAGGCCUCAAAGAUAUUGCGGACGAGCUCGGAUACCCUCUGAUGCUGAAAUCAAGGACAGAGGCCUACGAUGGACGAGGGAAUUACCCCGUCAAAUCGGUGUCUGACAUUGAACCGGCUCUCAAGGCACUGGGAGAUCGACCUUUGUAUGCGGAAAAAUGGGCCAACUUUAAAAUGGAGCUCGCGGUCAUGGUGAUCAAGACAGCACAGGAAGCGAACAUCGAUGCGUGGGAGAGCAUGACGAUGGCUUACCCGACGGUGGAAACGAUCCACGAGGAUAGCAUUUGCAAACUCGUGUAUGCGCCUGCAAGGGGCGUCUCCAAGCAGGUGUCGCAAGCAGCACAGGAGCUGGCACGACGCGCCGUUUCUACGUUCCCUGGAACCGGCGUGUUCGGUGUCGAGCUGUUCCUCCUGCAAGACGAUAGCUUAGUCAUCAACGAGAUCGCACCAAGACCUCACAAUUCAGGUCACUAUACGAUAGAGGCGUGCCACAUGUCUCAGUACCAGGCUCAGGUCAGAGCAAUCUUGCCCGAACUGGCUUCCAGGAUCCCUCCCGGCUCGACCGACCUCCGCGUCCCUGCGGCCAUCAUGCUCAACAUCCUCGGUGGACCCCAGCCAGACUCGCACCUUCUCGUGGUGAACGCUGCUCGCGAUGUAGCGGGCGCCGAGGUACACUUGUAUGGCAAAGGCGCGGGUCGGCCGGGCCGCAAGAUGGGCCACAUCACGAUCACCGGCGCGAGCAUGUCGGAAUGCGAAGCGAAAAUCCACCCGCUUGUCCAGAUGGUCAAUGCAGUCCGCGCACACCGUUCCUCGUCAUCGUCAGCAGCGUCGGCAACGGCCAUCACGAACACGUAUACAGAAUUGAUGAAGAGCAAUCCCACGCCGCCACCGAAGCCCGUGGUCGCCGUAUGCAUGGGUUCCGACACUGACCUGGCAACUCUGAAAUCCGGUCUCACGAUCUUGAAGACGAUGGGCAUACCUUACGACGUACACAUCACGUCGGCACACCGCACGCCCAAGUACAUGCUGGAGUUUGCCGAGAAGGCCGCGUCGCAAGGGUACAAGGCCAUCAUCGCCGCAGCUGGCGGUGCGGCCCAUCUCCCUGGAAUGAUGGCCUCCGAGACCUCGGUCCCCGUGAUUGGCGUACCGGUCAAGGCGAGCAGCCUGGACGGAAUGGACAGUCUGCUGAGCAUCGUACAGAUGCCACGCGGUGUGCCCGUGGCGACGGUGGGCAUUGGAAACAGCACGAAUGCGGCCAUCCUGGCCGCACGCAUUGUCGGCACAAGUGAGAUCAAGGCGCAGCAAUGGGUAGAAGAACAUUUGAAAAACAUGGAGCACGAGAACAUGGAAAAAGAGCGUCGGCUUCAACGCGAGGGAUGGGAGGUUUACAAAAAGUUGGACUCUUGA